AUGGAGAAAUUGCGUGAUGCACGUCUGUGUCCUCAUUGCUCCAAGCUGUGCUGUUUCAGUUGUAUUCGGCGUUGGCUGACUGAACAAAGAGCUCAGUGCCCUCAUUGUAGAGCCCCGCUGCAGCUACGAGAGCUCGUAAACUGUCGUUGGGCAGAAGAAGUCACACAACAGCUUGAUACACUUCAACUGUGCAAUCUCACAAAGCAUGAAGAAAACGAGAAAGACAAGUGUGAAAAUCAUCAUGAAAAGCUUAGUGUUUUCUGCUGGACCUGUAAGAAGUGUAUAUGCCACCAGUGUGCGCUUUGGGGAGGAAUGCAUGGAGGGCAUACUUUUAAGCCACUGGCAGAAAUCUAUGAGCAACAUGUCACAAAAGUAAAUGAGGAAGUGGCAAAGCUUAGGAGAAGACUCAUGGAAUUGAUCAGUUUGGUGCAAGAAGUGGAGAGGAAUGUGGAGGCAGUGCGUAGUGCGAAGGAUGAACGAGUUCGGGAAAUCAGGAAUGCAGUGGAGAUGAUGAUUGCCCGGUUAGACACUCAGCUGAAGAAUAAGCUUAUAACAUUAAUGGGUCAAAAGACAUCACUUACUCAAGAAACUGAACUUCUGGAAUCCCUGCUUCAAGAAGUAGAACAUCAGUUACGAUCGUGCAGUAAAAGUGAAUUGAUAUCCAAAAGUUCAGAGAUCCUGAUGAUGUUCCAGCAGGUUCAUCGGAAGCCUAUGGCCUCGUUUGUCACUACUCCUGUCCCGCCAGACUUCACGAGUGAAUUGGUUCCAGCCUAUGACUCAACUACGUUUGUCUUGGAAAACUUCAGUACGUUGCGUCAGCGAGCAGAUCCUGUUUACAGUCCACCUCUUCAAGUGUCAGGACUUUGCUGGAGGUUAAAAGUUUAUCCAGAUGGAAAUGGAGUAGUACGGGGCUACUACCUGUCUGUGUUCUUGGAGCUGUCAGCUGGAUUGCCGGAGACAUCCAAGUAUGAGUACCGUGUAGAAAUGGUUCACCAGUCCACCAACGAUCCCACUAAAAACAUAAUUCGAGAGUUUGCCUCCGAUUUUGAAGUUGGAGAAUGCUGGGGUUACAACAGAUUCUUCCGUUUAGACUUGCUGGCCAAUGAAGGCUAUUUAAACAGGCAAAAUGACACUGUGAUCCUAAGGUUCCAAGUGCGCUCACCAACCUUCUUCCAAAAGUGCCGAGAUCAACACUGGUACAUUGCUCAAUUGGAAGCAGCUCAGACAAGUUAUAUCCAACAAAUAAAUAACCUUAAAGAAAGGCUUGCGAUUGAACUUUCCCGGACUCAGAAAUCACGAGGCAUUUCACCUCCAGACACUCAUCUUAGUCCCCAGAAUGAUGAUGGUCCAGAAACAAGAGCAAAGAAAUCUGGACAAAGCACUGAAGUACUACUUGAGAAUGUUGCUGCUCCAGGAUUAGUGCGAGACAGCAAAGAGGAGGAGGAAGAGAAGAUCCAGCAUGAAGACUUUAACCAUGAGCUCUCUGAUGGUGACUUGGAUAUAGAUCUUGCUGGAGAAGACGAGGUGAACCACCUUGAUGGUAGCAGCUCUUCAGCUAGUUCGACAGCAACCAGUAACACUGAAGAAAAUGAUAUUGAUGAAGAAACUAUGUCUGGAGAAAAUGACGUGGAAUAUAGCAGUAAUAUGGAGUUGGAAGAAGGAGAUCUCAUGGAGGAUACUGCAGCCGCUGCUACUCCUGGAGCAUCAGGUACUAGCCAUGGCUACACCAGCGUAAGCGGAAGACCUUCAAGGCGGGGAGGAAGUGCCCUAGGCUCAACAGCCAGUAACAGUUUACUAGACAUAGAUCCCUUAAUUUUAAUCCACUUGUUGGAUCUAAAAGACAGAAAUGGUAUGGAAAACCUUUGGGGCCUUCAGCCGCGUCCACCUGCCUCUCUUCUGCAGAACAGAGCAUCAUCCUAUUCUCUAAAAGAUCGAGAUCAGCGGAGACACCAGGCAAUGUGGCGCGUGCCGCCUGACUUGAAGAUGCUGAAAAGACUUAAGACUCAGAUGGCCGAAGUUCGAAGCAAAAUGUCUGAUGUAAAAAACCAACUAUCAGAAGUGAGAAGCAGCAAUGCUGGCUCGUGCGAUGGACAGCCCAGCUUCUUCUCCAUUGAGCAAGGUGCUUUAGCUGCCUGUGGAGCGGAAAGCUGCAGCAAGCUGCAAGAAAUAGGGAUGGAACUACUGACAAAGUCUUCAGUUACCAGUUGCUACGUAAGGAAUUCUGCAAGUAAGAAGAGUAAUUCACCCAAGCCUGUUCGCUCUGGAGCAGCAGGUAGUUUGUCUUUACGAAGAGCUAUGGACUGUGGGGAUAGUAAUCUUCGUUUAAAGGGAGACGGUCAAACUUCUGAAGGUGGCGUGGGGAGUUCAAAGUUGAGCGGUCGGCAUCGCUCGCCCCGGCCCCUGGCUAACAGCAGUGCUUCUGAGGCACUGCCUAAGCCGGAGGAAAGACCUUGUGAAGGUUCAGAUUCCGAUGUGGGAGUUUCUGGCUUAAAUGGCUUAGCUGCUGUAGAGAAGACCAGAAAAGUUGGUGCUCUAGGAUCGAACUCUAAAGGAUGUCGUACAGAAGGAGCACAGUCAGGUGGUCUGGAAAACAACCCUGAAGCUGGUGAACUGCAGGGUGCGCUUUCUGAAGGUGCUUCUGCAGGGCCAGAAGAAGGAAUGAGCAGUGAUAGUGACAUUGAAUGUGACACAGAAAACGAAGAGCAGGAGGAUGCCACCUCUGCCUCGGAGGGGUUUAACCACGCCUUCUCUGUCCAGUCCUCAAGCGAAGCCUCGGAGCGGUGCUCGAUGUUCCCAGAGGGUGAUGAAGUCGGUCCUGAUGAUCUCAGCUUUGUUACUGGAGAAGACAGCGCCAGAUAGAGAACAGGCUUGGGGCCUGAAGACCUGCGGCUCGCGUCCCUGGGAAGAGAUGCGUUUAUUCACUGGAGCUUAGUCCAAGGCUGCUGUUCAUGGCUGUGUGCGCACUCCAUUCUGUCAAAUACCCUUGUGCGGUUCUUCUACAGUCGUCUUAAACCUG
Molecule: messenger RNA, 3016 nt
Organism: Pygoscelis adeliae (Adelie penguin)
Lineage: Eukaryota; Metazoa; Chordata; Aves; Sphenisciformes; Spheniscidae
Gene: TRIM37
Product: tripartite motif containing 37
Exons: 24
Coding region: 1-2859 (952 amino acids)
Biological process (GO): negative regulation of centriole replication; protein autoubiquitination
Cellular component (GO): peroxisome; aggresome
Molecular function (GO): ubiquitin protein ligase activity; zinc ion binding; ubiquitin protein ligase binding
Source: RefSeq, a predicted model, not a curated record